Messenger RNA from Salarias fasciatus (jewelled blenny), 4403 nucleotides. RefSeq names its product RAB guanine nucleotide exchange factor (GEF) 1, like (gene rabgef1l). The transcript is spliced from 9 exons. NCBI's taxonomy places the organism in Eukaryota, Metazoa, Chordata, Actinopteri, Blenniiformes, Blenniidae. Gene Ontology annotation, biological process: vesicle-mediated transport. Gene Ontology annotation, cellular component: cytosol; endocytic vesicle. The coding region runs from base 155 to 1687 and encodes 510 amino acids. The record is from RefSeq and is a predicted model, not a curated record. Gene Ontology annotation, molecular function: small GTPase binding; guanyl-nucleotide exchange factor activity; DNA binding.
AGAAGAAGGACGGGCUGCCGGAGAAAAUGGCGGCGGGCAGGAGCUAGCGGUUCGGCCGAUGUAAACGUCUUGCAGUCACAGAGUGGAGAAGGAGCUACCAAAACGUUUCCUGACACCGUUUUACACACGAAUGAAAGUCAUCCUGAGCUGAAAGAUGAUGAGCCAGCGGCGUGGGAUCCAUGUGGACCAGUCAGAGCUGCUAUGCAAGAAAGGAUGUGGAUUUUAUGGAAACAACGCCUGGCAGGGCUUGUGCUCAAAGUGCUUCAGAGAGGAGAAUCAGCGAGAAAAGCAAAAACAGAUCCAAGAAGACUGGGCUCUCGCUGAGAGGCUGCAGAGAGAGGAACAGGAAGCAUAUGCAAGCCGACAUCAAAAGACCCAAUCGCAGUCUGCCAUCACACCUUUCAGCAAGUUUGAAGAAAGGAAAACAAAGGAGAAGUCUAGCAAAGUCAACACAGUCACCAAGUUUUUCAUCCCAUCUACAAAAACACCUCCAAAAAAAGAUACCUCUUUUGACUCUCACUCCAGCCCGAGCCCCAGCUCCUCAGCAAGUCGACAUUCCUUCAACGACGGUGACCAGGCCACAAGAGAGUUCAUUGAUUUUCUCAAGCCUCUGAAGUCCGGCCGUGAGAUCUUCAAACAGUGUCGAGCCUUCACUGAGAGCAUGGUUUAUAAACGGGACAUUGGAGCAGAUGAGCUCUCAGAGUGUGUGCAAGACUUCUACCAAAACCUCUCAGACCGCCUGCACACCCAGUUUAAAGGUUCAACAGAUCAUGUAGAAAGUGUCAUGGAUGAGGUGGAGAAGUACAUGAUGACUCGUCUCUACAAGGAGGUCUUCUGUCCUGAAACCACAGACGACGAGAAGAAAGACCUGGCCAUUCAGAAGAGAAUCAGAGCUUUGCACUGGGUCACCAUCGAGAUGCUGUGUGUUCCCGUCGAUGAGGAAAUCCCCGAGGUCUCAGACAGUGUCGUCAAAGCAAUAACAGAUGUGAUCGAAAUGGAUUCCAAGCGCGUUCCCAAGGACAAGCUGGCCUGCAUCACUCGGUGCAGCAAGCACAUCUUCAACGCCAUCAAAGUCAGCAAGAAGGAGGCUGCGUCAGCAGACGACUUUCUCCCCACGCUUAUCUACAUCGUGCUGAAGGCGAACCCUCCGCGGCUGCAGUCCAACAUCCAGUACAUCACCCGCUUCUGCAACCCCAGCAGACUCAUGACCGGAGAGGACGGCUACUACUUCACUAACCUGUGCUGCGCCGUGGCGUUCAUCGAGAAGCUGGACGGCCAGUCUCUGAACCUCAGCUCCGAGGAGUUCGACCUCUACAUGUCGGGCCAGGCGUCCCCUCACUGGCCGCAGCCCAGCGGCGCCUCCUUGGGCGCCGCCGCCGGCAGCGCCGCGCUCAGUCAGGUCCACAAGCGCCUGGACCUGCUGACGGGGCUGGGCGAGCGGCAGGAGCGCGUCAUGGAGAAGGCCCGCCAGCUGGAGAGCGACCUGAUCGACUGGACGGACGAGGUGGAGCAGAAGGUGCAGAGCGUUCUGGACAGUUUCCCGCCGGAGCCGGAGAACCCGGCGGCGCCGGCGGCCAGCGGGACGACAGCAGCGCCUGCGGCAGCGGCGUCAUCGGCAAUCGACUCGGACAACGUGGAGAACGAGCUGCUGCCUCCGCCGCUGCAGCCGCAGGUGUUCGCCGGUUGAUGCUGAGCUCCAGACGCUCCUGUAGAGGCUUCAGUCCGCCCUCAGUCCUUUUCCCAGGUGCUGAACCGUGUCGUCCAAACGCACAUACAGCAGCUCUCUGUUGCAGAUCCCGUUUCCACUCCAGCCGCCCUGAAACUACCUGAUCAGGAACCUACCUGUUGAAUGAAAGGCUCGGUCCGGCCUUUUAUCAGAUGCAUGUUGCAUCACGUUGCAUUAAGUCUCUGAUAAUUACAUUUUGUCUUGAAAAUUCAUCCAAAAACUGAAGUUUAAAGCUAACAUGCCAUUUAUAUAUUUAUGUAAACUUUCAGUUUAUUUGAGCUUCUGUGGAUAUUUUUUUUUAUUAUUAUUAUUAAACACCCAAAUUUUAAUUUUAGACCUCAUCUUAAAGUCAGCUGAUCCCUCCUGAUUAAAGGUUUUUAUUUAACCCGUGUAGCAUUAAUGUUCCUCCAAUCAGAGCAGAAAUGUUUUUUUAGAUCUUUGACCAACAAAAAUUGUUUACUAAAGUGAACUAAAAGUUGCAGGUGCAUCUCAAAAAAUCAGAACACAGAGGAAUUAAAUUCAAACAGCAAAACUACAUUCUAUAUUUACUCCUGAUAAACUGAAUUAUAUAAAGAAUUUUUGGUUUCACGCUUUGCAUUUUUAACUAAUGUCGUGGAAGUGAAGUGCACAUUAUGUUAAAAAUCUGAAAUGAUUCAUCAGAUGAUUUUUUUGAUAUCAUUUAUUACCAGAUGUUUUAAUCGUCACAAUGAAGACUAAAAUCAUGCUUGAAUGAGUUUAGAAAUAAUCCCCUAAACAAUGAAGUUUUGGAUGAUAUUCUCAUAUUUUUGAGAUGCUCCUGUAGGAGCGUCACAGAUUUGCUCAUCAGUUGCAUGAAGUUUGACGAUGUUUGGCUUGUCCUCUGUCCCGGUAAAAUUAAGAAGCUUUUCUGCAUGACUAGUAAAACAGCUUCAGAAAUUGAAGCCACACUAAUGUCCUUGGUGACGCGAUCAGAUACACAAAUCUGAACUCAAACAGAUCCAUCGAAUGUUUCCCGUGUCCUGGUGGUUUGACUGUCACCAAGUCAGGCGCAUUCUUCAAAAUCUCCAAGUAUUUCUGUAAAAUGAGGUGAAAUCAAGAGGAGUGAAAAACCACACUUAAAACCUGUGUCACUGUGCAGCAGCGUUCAUAAAGUCAAGUCUGUUCUGCUCCAGUUUUAUGAUGGACAGAGUCACACUGACAUCUUUGAUCAGUGGGUAGUACUUGACUUUUUUUUCUUCUUUUCUAAAUAUGCUCCGUUCCUCGUGGUGACGGCAGGCUGUCAAACAGAAACCUUCCACAGAAGUGGCAAACAGACCACCUCAGCAGCCUCCACGUGUGGAAAAUCACUCCACUUUUAUGUCUUUGUCACUCAUAUUUUCAGUAUCUUCAGAUGAGUUCAGUGCAUUUUCCGUUGUUGACAUGAUGUUUUGACUUGUCGGGAGGCGCAAGUUCAGCAUGGGAGGCUCCUAAAUCCUGCUCCGGCAACAUGCAAUAAAUUCACAGGAGAAGGCUGUGGGGAAAUCUGAAUGAUUCACACAUCAAGUUCCUCUCAUAAGGCUUACUCAUACAUGUGAUUUUUGCUGUGUGUGUGUGUGUGUGUGUGUGUGUGUGUGUGUGUGUGUGUGUGUGUGUGUGUGUGUGUGUGUGUGUGUGUGUGUGUGUGUGUGUGUGUGUGUGUGUGUGUGUGUGUGUGUGUGUGUGUGUGUGUGUGUGUGUGUGUGUGUGUGUGUGUGUGUGUGUCCCUGUACUCUUGUGGAGAAAUGGUCGGAGAAAGAAAAAAAUGUGUGUACAGGUUGCGCAGUGGGGAAGUGGGUGUGUGUGCGACACAAACAUGUUUGCACUGAUUGCCUUUGAAAGAGAGAGAGAGAGAGUCCUCCAGCUGUGUGUGCAAAUGUCCGAGUGUUUAGUGUCCAGUGGCGCGCUGGGUGUACAGAAGUGAUUUUAUUUUUCUAUAGAGUGGCAGGUUUCAAUUCUUCUGGGUGCAGUAGGAGACAUUAAUCCUGUAAUAUUUACAGUAGUUUUAAGAACGCCGUCUAGACGGCGUGUUACAUGAAUCCUCAUCUCUGAAGCAUGUCGACGAUACACCAGGAGUCAUAAGUGGAUUGUUUUCAUUUUGUCCGCCAGAGCGGUUCGAUUGAACAAACCUGAUGACACACUCCAAAGGAGAGCUGCUUUAACGGUGCAGAAGUAUCAACAUAACCAGCUUAAGUUAUUUUUAAAGCACUUUUUUUUUAUGUUGAAGCUCUUCAUUCAGACUGAAGGAAGUACUCGAUAGUUAAUCUGAUUGCUGAAAGCUGUCGAGGGCCGUCGCUGCGCUGUGUAGCUGUAGUCGGCGCUCUCACAUUGAAGGAAAUGUUUGAGUAGUGUGAAAGGCACAAUCCCCCCUUCCUUCGCUUACAAGUUAAAAAACCUUUUCCGUUGGUAUUUGGAGCAGUAUAUAGUCAAUGUGUUGUCCAAUUUUACUUUGAGAAAAAGCUUUUUUUUUGCAGCUUGAAUAACAUCACAUCUGCACUGUCUGCAGAAGCCUUUAAUCAGGUAUUUUAAACCAUUUUAAGCUUCCUGUUUGUUUACCCUUUAGGUUUGUUACUAUAUCAGAAUGGGGGAAAUGCAUUCAAUACUGCCUUUUAUUUAAAUGUAACUUAUUGGGACAGUAUUGGUAUAUUUGCAUCUAUGGGUGUGUGAUGAAUAAAAAUACAUU